Messenger RNA from Scophthalmus maximus (turbot), 2072 nucleotides. It is a transcript of the gene ccng1, whose product is annotated as cyclin G1. Bases 213 to 1106 code for a protein of 297 amino acids. Gene Ontology annotation, biological process: regulation of cyclin-dependent protein serine/threonine kinase activity; mitotic cell cycle phase transition. The record is from RefSeq and is a predicted model, not a curated record. Lineage: Eukaryota; Metazoa; Chordata; Actinopteri; Pleuronectiformes; Scophthalmidae. Gene Ontology annotation, cellular component: cytoplasm; nucleus; cyclin-dependent protein kinase holoenzyme complex. Gene Ontology annotation, molecular function: cyclin-dependent protein serine/threonine kinase regulator activity. The transcript has 6 exons.
AAUACGUAAACGGCCCUUUCCCCAUCGCCUUACGCCGAGGGUAGGGGGUGUGCAUAGGCAGAACAUAAGCUCUGCUUAAAACUUUCUUAAGUGAAAGUUCAUACUUACAUUUUUUUUGUGUUUUAAAACUCUUUUCACUCGCUUGUUUGAAGCGUGAGGAGCCUUUUCACCCAUUUUCCCAUCGUAUUUAACGCAGCGCAACUCGACACAAGAUGAUCGUCACAGGACCUGGAGCACUGCCCUUUGCCGUCCAACUGAAGGCCCUAACAGAUGUGGAGGGCCGAUACCAACCAAAGCUGAGCGGCUUGAGGCUCAUCGAAAGCUCCCAGGACAACGGCCUCAGGAUGACCAGCAGACUAAGAGAGCUGGAGGUGAAGGACCUGCUCUCUUUGACCAGGUUCUUUGGUUUCAGCUCAGAGACCUUCUCACUUGCCAUCAGCUUGCUGGAUCGAUUCCUCUCAGUAAUGAAGAUUCAACCAAAGCACCUUUCCUGCGUGGGCCUGUGCUGCUUCUAUAUUGCUGUGAAAUCCGCAGAGGAAGAAAAGAACGUGCCUCUGGCCAACGACCUGAUCCGCAUCAGUCAGAAUCGCUUCACAGUGUCUGACAUGAUGAGGAUGGAGAAGAUCAUCAUGGAGAAGCUCUACUGGAAGGUGAAGGCCCCCACAGCACUCCGCUUUCUCCGCCUCUUUCACAGCCACAUUCAGGAGCAGCUCGACGCUGAGAGCAAACAGAUACUGAGUCUUGAGAGACUGGAGGCUCAGCUGAAAGCUUGUCACUGCUCAUUUGUCUUCUCCAAAAUAAAGCCAUCCCUGCUUGCCAUGGCUCUGCUGUGUUUUGAGGCCCAGGAACAACAUGAGCCCGAGCACAGUGACAAAAUAUCAGAGGCCCUGAAACGUCUGCAGCAGCAGUUGAAUAUCAGAGAUGGGGACCUGGUUUGUGUGCGGGAGUUGGUCGGGAAAUGCCUUGCUGACUAUGCCACCACCAAGUGCUCCAGACCUAACUGCCAGAGACUUCGCUGGACUAUUUCGGGGAGAACUGCUCGUCAGCUGAAGCACAGCUACUACAAGAUCGCUCAUCUUCCAACCAUACCUGAGUCAGCUUGUUAAAAGCUCAGCGGUACAAAUAGGUGACCUUAUAUGCGGAGAAAUUGUACAACUGUGCCCAAACUCUCUCUGUUCUGAUUGGAUGUAAUGUUUGGGUGUAUGGUCACCUAAGUACCGCUCCUGUUAUUUUCCUUACAGAUCUUCAUUGGUGAUGAUGGAUUUCUUUAAGGAAAAAUACAAAUUACAGGUUUUCUCAAGUUUGUUUGUCAUCAUAUAGAGAUGAAGCACACAGUAUUUCAUCUUCCCCAAUAACACUGAGUAAUGCUUUGUCAGAAAGAUUAAUCUCCUGCCACCCUGCAAUAGAGUAACCUUAACUUUUACUUUCCUGAUUGAGUUUCUUGCACAAGUGUACAGUAUGUUCUCGUUUAAAUCCGUACCAAGAUGUUUGGCGUUUCCUGGAACGGGUUGCUGGUUUUAAGCAAAUAAGUAUAGAACCACCUAGGUCCUCAGUCCACCAUGUGGAAGAGGAGGGAGAAGGAUUUUGUGAACAGCACAAAUGGAACCAAGAAAUCGGGCCCAAAAUCCUUAACUCCCACCCUAGGUUGCUAAACUGUCCUGAUUGCACACUCCUGCCCAAGGUGAUGAUUUUUUUUGUUUUUCAAGCGAGGGAGCUCUGGUUUUCUCCAGUGAAGUGAGGCUAGUGACGAUCCAGUCUACUAUUUGAGCUGAAAUGUCAGCAGAGGUUACAGAUGAGUCGUUGUCACCGAUUCUUAAUUUGUGGACCCAGCACCACAUGUAUUGAUUUUCAGUUGUCAAUUAUGCAGAGAACACAAAAAAAAAUUGGUCAUUGCAGUGGAAAUGUGGAUUGGAAUUUGUCUUGCAUUUUCUUUGCCAGUUUCCCUGUCGUAUAAGUUUCUUUUAGUGAGGAAAAAAUUAAAAUGUGUUCUCAAAUUCAAAAUGGCAUAUUGAAUACACCAUCUGAUUAACCUAUGUACUUGUACCUUUCAAUAAAACUUUAUUGAAAAGCUA